Messenger RNA from Mus musculus (house mouse), 2509 nucleotides. RefSeq names its product BBSome interacting protein 1 (gene Bbip1). Lineage: Eukaryota; Metazoa; Chordata; Mammalia; Rodentia; Muridae. The coding region runs from base 617 to 820 and encodes 67 amino acids. The record is from RefSeq and is marked validated. The transcript is spliced from 4 exons. Gene Ontology annotation, biological process: cilium assembly. Gene Ontology annotation, cellular component: BBSome; ciliary membrane; cytosol.
ACUGGGCGCCGCUGGCUAGCUCCGCCACAGAGAAAAGCCUCCAGCCGGGUAGAGAAACGACUCCCAGUCGGAAGUUACGGUUGAAGCCCAGGCAGCCAUAAUUGAUGAUGGCAGGAGGCGUUUCCUGUCACCCGUUUGACGUACGUUUUUCCUGCUUUUGGUUCCCCGUUACCCCAGGCAACAGCAGAGCGGUCUGGAAAGGGAUGCACCUGUAAGUAUACUUACGGAGGAUGUGCACACACACAGUCCACACUGGGCGAGUUAAUUCGCGAUCGGGAACUGCCGGUUUGCUUGCCAGACCCUUUACGGAGCCCCUGAUCGCUUACCUAGAACUACAGUUUAGGGCUUCAAAACUCCCUCGCACCGGAAGUUGCGCUUGCACUUCCUAGUAGGGUCAUGGCCAGGAGGUGGGAGUAGCCGGACCCCGCCUGCGCCCCAGGGGGUGCCUCCUCUCCCAGAGCUGACGAGUGAGACAUUGUCUCAUGUAGUUCCUUCUGUGGACGUUUGGAGUCAAGAAGUCAAUCGUUCUGAUAACUACAGAUUGGAUUCCUAAAGGUGCAAGAAAAAAAAAAAGAACAAUUUUCAGGCGCAAAAGACUGCAUCCAGCACUUUACAGAUGGCAGAAGUGAAGUCGAUGUUCCGAGAAGUCCUUCCAAAACAAGGGCAGUUGUCUGUGGAAGAUGUAACCACAAUGGUGCUGUGUAAACCCAAGCUCUUGCCCUUAAAAUCUCUGACGCUGGAAAAACUGGAGAAAAUGCAGCAAGCAGCACAGGAUACAGUCCGUCAACAAGAAAUGGCAGAAAAGGCAACGAGCAAAUAAGCCACUAGUUACCACCACUGUAGGGGAUGCCCCAUCUUAACCCCUAACUGUUCGUAACUAGAAACUAUUCUGCAUCUGCAGGCUAGAAAUGCUUAAACUAGACCGUCAACAUUUUAAAACACAAAAUGUGGGUGUUCAAACAUUGGUUUGUGUUCAAAGCAAAACUCUGAAGCAAGUUUCAUGGAAUUUUGAAAGUUUUUAAAAUUAUAAAUUUCUCACUUUCUCAGUUUAUUUACCAUAACUACUGUUAUGAAUGUAAGACAUUAAAUGCAUCUUUUAUGGAUGAAGGAUUUAUUAGAAACAUGAAUCUGAAAAUAAACUUUAAUGUGAAUAUAUUGUUGGGCUUGUACACUACCCAAAAUACACAUAAGCAAGUGUGGGCCACAUCAUGCUGACUGCUACGGAGCCUGACCAGUGACAGCAGGAAUAACCAACUGGUCUUUAGGAAACCUUCAAUAGGUCUGGAGAGAUGGCUCAGAGGUUAAGAGCACUGACUGCUCUCUACCAGAGGUCCUGAGUUCAAAUCCCAGCAACCACAUGGUAGCUCACAACCAUCUGUAAUGAGAUCUGAUGCCCUCUUCAGGUGUGUCUGAAGACAGCUACACUGUACUUAGAUACAAUCUUUUUUUAAAAAAAAGGACACCUUCAGCUAUAGACAGAACGCUCAGGAACUAAGCUCCUAAUUACACCAAUGUUAAGAAACAGAGAAUUACACAACUGCUACUCAAGUCCCAAAUACAAACCCUGAGCUGCUUAUUAUAGCAAAAACUCAGGUGACAUGAGCCUAAAAGAGCCGUGAAGUUUGAACACUAGAGGGUUUCUUUCUAAGAGAUGGUACCUAACCCUGUAACCAAGGAACUGUUUGGAAAAUUAUACAUGUAAUGAUUUUGCUGCAGUCACCAAACACCUUCAGUUACCACAGAUCUUGAAACCUUGCUAAUAACUAGGCUUUAUAAAGAGGCUAGAGGUAACUUAUUUAUUGGUAGUUAAAUAUUGGUAAUUUAGAUAAAUCUAAGCUUUAAGUACUUAAGAGAAUGCUUUUUUAAAACACGUUACAAUAUAAGGGUAAGAUCUAUUUAUAUAUUAGACAAAUUUCACUCAUUAACUCUAGUUAUAUAAUAAACAGAAAAUUAAAGUGCAUGUGUAUUUCCCUAGGAUAACCUUAAAAGGCCUUUAACUAUUACAGUUUUUAAAAUGUGUAAUACAUGUCGGUGUGUAUGCACCUGUAUGCAGGUGCCCAUGGAAGCACGAGAAGACAGCUGAUCCCCUACACCUUUAUUCUUGGCACUCAAGCCUCCCAGGCAGAAAGACUGGACUACCUAAACAAUUAUCAGGCCAGCCAGAGCUAUAGAGCAGGUUCUGUCUCAAGAAGCAAUGAAACAUUUUUGUUUGGUUUGCACUGUUAGGAUUGAACACAAGGCCUAGUGAGGUUUAAACAGGAAACCUAAAAGAAGUUUCAAAAGACACAAUAAAUGCACUCCCACUAAAGAAUCAACAGUGUUUCACAUGUUUUAUUUUGCUGUACAUUCUUGUAGAACCGGGUUCGUUUUUCCAGUUUUGUAGAAAAAUAGAUGUUCCAGCCACCAUUUACUUAACUGUCUAAUAUUUAAGACCAAUCAAUAUGUUCCCUGGAAAGAUGAAAAAGUCUCAUGACUAACUCGUUUUUUUAAAAAUUCUUUAAAACAAAAA